CGCCGUGCCGCCCAGCUCCCCUCCGCCCUGCCCAUGCCCUGAAGCAGAAAGUUUAGGGGUCGGGGCUUCUUCCCGCUCCCCCUCCGGUGACUGCCCAAGGACUUCUGCUGCCCAGCCUCGCCUGGGACCUGCCUUCGGCUCCCCGGGCCAUCACCAAGUGUUAUUACAAGCUGUAACCAAGGCUUCCCUUCCGCGCCCCUCCUUCACGCCCUUUCUUUCUUUUCUCAAAAAAAUGUCAUAAUUUAAGAAAUGAUGAUCCGCUGACUCCCCUCCUCGUUAGUCAUUUUAGUCCUCGGCCUCAUUCUGGAGUGGAGACGGUGGCGCGGUCUCGCCCAAGACGGCGCGCUGGAAGGACGGAUUCCCCUUGUCGACCCACAUACACCAUGAAGAGGUGCAAAUCGGACGAGCUGCAGCAACAGCCAGGUGAAGAGGAUGGGACGGGGCUGGAAGACGCCGCUGGUCCCCUGCCCGGCGCGGACCCCCGCUCGGGGGAGGGCACGGGUGCUCUCUCUGCAGGCGGGCCAGCUUCGGAUGCAGGCGCGGCCGCGGCGCCCAACCCGGGAUCCCGAAGCAAGCCUCCGGAUUUAAAGAAAAUCCAGCAGCUCUCCGACGGCUCCAUGUUUGGCCACGGCCUGAAGCACCUGUUCCAUAGCCGCCGCCGGUCUCGGGAGAGGGAGCACCAGGCAUCUCAGGAUAAUCCGCAGCCGCAGCCUCACCAGGGCAUGUCUGACCAUGACUCGCCGGACGAGAAGGAGCGCUCCCCAGAGAUGCACCGAGUCUCCUAUGCCAUGUCCCUGCACGACCUGCCCGCCCGGCCCACCGCCUUCAACCGUGUGCUGCAGCAGAUCCGCUCCCGGCCCUCUAUCAAGCGGGGCGCCAGCCUGCACAGCAGCAGCGGGGGUGGCAGCCGGCGCACCAAGAGCAGCUCCCUGGAGCCCCAGCGUGGCAGUCCCCACCUGCUGCGCAAAGCCCCCCAGGACAGCAGCCUGGCCGCCAUCCUGCACCAGCACCAGGGCCGCCCUCGCUCCUCUUCCACCACCGACACAGCCCUGCUGCUGGCUGACAGCGGCAACGUGUACCUCCUGGCCGAGGAGACCGAGAGCAGCGCAGACAAGGUCGACAAGGGGGACCUCUCCGGCCUGAGCCUCCCCGGUGGCCCCGGCCAUGGCGAGAGUGACGGCCCCAUCAGCCUGGACGUGCCGGACGGGGCGCCGGACCCCCAGCGGACCAAGGCCGCCAUCGAGCACCUGCACCAGAAGAUCCUGAAGAUCACGGAGCAGAUCAAGAUCGAGCAGGAGGCGCGGGACGACAACGUGGCGGAGUACCUGAAGCUGGCCAACAACGCGGACCGGCAGCAGGCGGCCCGCAUCAAGCAGGUGUUUGAGAAGAAGAACCAGAAGUCGGCGCAGACCAUCGCCCAGCUGCACAAGAAGCUGGAGCACUACCGCCGGCGCCUGCGCGAAAUCGAGCAGAACGGGCCGUCGCGGCAGCCCAAGGACGUGCUGCGGGACAUGCAGCAGGGCCUCAAGGACGUGGGCGCCAACGUGCGUGCCGGCAUCAGCGGCUUCGGCGGCGGCGUGGUGGAGGGCGUCAAGGGCAGCCUCUCGGGCCUCUCGCAGGCCACCCACUCGGCCGUGGUGUCCAAGCCCCGCGAGUUCGCCAGCCUCAUCCGGAACAAGUUCGGCAGCGCCGACAACAUCGCCCACCUGAAGGACCCCCUGGAGGACGGGCCCCCGGAGGAGGCGGCCCGGGCUCUGAGCGGCAGCGCCACGCUAGUGUCCAGCCCCAAGUACGGCAGCGACGACGAGUGCUCCAGCGCCAGCGCCAGCUCGGCGGGGGUGGGCAGCAACUCCGGGGCGGGGCCCGCCGGCGUGCUGGGCAGCCCCAAGUCCAACACGCUGUACGGCGCCCCUGGGAGCCUGGACACGCUGCUGGAGGAGCUGCGGGAGAUCAAGGAGGGGCAGUCCCACCUGGAGGACUCCAUGGAGGACCUCAAGGCGCAGCUGCAGCGGGACUACACCUACAUGACCCAGUGCCUGCAGGAAGAGCGCUACAGGUACGAGCGGCUGGAGGAGCAGCUCAAUGACCUCACUGAACUGCACCAGAACGAGAUGACCAACCUGAAACAGGAGCUGGCCAGCAUGGAGGAGAAGGUGGCUUACCAGUCCUACGAGAGGGCUCGGGACAUCCAGGAGGCCGUGGAGUCCUGCCUGACCCGGGUGACCAAGCUGGAGCUGCAGCAGCAGCAGCAGCAGGUGGUGCAGCUGGAGGGCGUGGAGAACGCCAAUGCGCGUGCACUGCUGGGCAAGUUCAUCAACGUGAUCCUGGCGCUCAUGGCCGUGCUGCUAGUGUUCGUGUCCACCAUCGCCAACUUCAUCACGCCCCUCAUGAAGACGCGCCUGCGCAUCACCAGCACCGCCCUCCUGGUCCUCGUCGUCUUCCUCCUCUGGAAGCACUGGGACUCUGUCAGCUACCUCCUGGAGCACGUGCUGCUGCCCAGCUGAGCGGCCCCAGGCCUCCCUCCCGCCCUGUCCUCCCGGCCCUGCUGGCCACGCUUCUCCAGGAGGGACCUGCCACCUCCGAGUCCCUCGGACCUCUCAUCUGUCCAAACUGUCCAUUCCAGCAGCUGCGGCCUGUUCUCUGCCCCUGCUGCUGUCUGGCGCCGUCUCCAUGACGGCAUGAAGGUGCCCUAGAAUCCAGCUGCGGUGUGGCACUGGCACUGGUCGCCCACCGGCCCGCGGAGCAGGGGACAGACGCGGGGCUUGGCUGGUGUGGAUCCUUCACAGUCACACAGGACUUGUGUUCCCCAGGCGAUCCGGAGGGCCACAGAGAGGAACAGCGGGCUCGCCUCACCGUUCCUGGGGUGGGCCCGGGGGCACUGUGCCCUCCAGCGGACAGAAGGGCCAGGGAUGGUGCACGGGGCUGAAGGCGGCGAGGAGGCGCCCCGCCCACCCCUUGCCCUCCACAGCCAGCUGGGGAACUGCGUUCUGAGGCUGGACCUGACCCCCCAGGAAGGCAAUGGAUGCAGGCUCUGAGGCCUGGUGUGGAGUCAAGGGAGCAGGGCCGGAGUUUGGGGGGGUCUCUGAAUUUGUGUCUCCCGGGCUAUCUUUCCCUCUACCUGUCACUGGACCUGCCGUUUCCAGGGAGCCAGACUCCAGAGUCCCCGACUCCCAGCCUCAGGCUCUGCCUGUAAGGCCUCGUUGAGCCCUAUUUAUUUAUUUAUUUAUUUGUUCCUUUGCACCCCACUGCCCUCCCUUCCCCCUAAGCCCGGGCUUCUUCCAGGCUCACGGGUGAUCCCCUGUGCCCCCUGCCAUUCGGCAUCUGGGUAAUGCCAGCUGGGAGGAGCAGGCCUCUUUUCUACGUUUUCUUUUCAUCUCUUUAUAUCUGUACGUGUGUGUUGGUGUGCAAAAGGGUGUUUGUUGCUCUAUUUUUUUAAGGCUCUGGAGUGUUGUGUAUGGUUUCUCUUCGCCUCCCAGCCUUCCUGUGGCCCUCCCAAGGAGGAGAGACGACGGGGUUCCUCCGGGAAGGAGGAGGGGUCUCUCAGAGGAGGGGAGGGCGGUGCCUGCCAGCCUUCAUGGGCCUACCCCAGAAAUAAACGUCCUCUAAAUUUUCAAGCCA
This is a messenger RNA of Echinops telfairi (small Madagascar hedgehog), 3618 nucleotides long. RefSeq names its product transmembrane and coiled-coil domain family 2 (gene TMCC2). The transcript is spliced from 5 exons. Gene Ontology annotation, biological process: amyloid precursor protein metabolic process. The record is from RefSeq and is a predicted model, not a curated record. Gene Ontology annotation, cellular component: endomembrane system. The coding region runs from base 384 to 2504 and encodes 706 amino acids. NCBI's taxonomy places the organism in Eukaryota, Metazoa, Chordata, Mammalia, Afrosoricida, Tenrecidae.